This is a messenger RNA of Penicillium mononematosum, 1074 nucleotides long. RefSeq names its product GATA transcription factor LreB. Gene Ontology annotation, biological process: regulation of DNA-templated transcription. Gene Ontology annotation, molecular function: zinc ion binding; sequence-specific DNA binding; protein binding. The coding region runs from base 1 to 1074 and encodes 357 amino acids. The transcript has 3 exons. The record is from RefSeq and is a predicted model, not a curated record. NCBI's taxonomy places the organism in Eukaryota, Fungi, Ascomycota, Eurotiomycetes, Eurotiales, Aspergillaceae.
AUGAGAUUGAGCUCCAAUGAGGGGCAUACAGGGUACGCAAUGGAGCAACAGAAAGCCCAUGGAUCCUAUGGCGGGAACUACGGGGUGCAAGGUGCUCAACACCGGGGAUACCAGGCCGUACAAAACGAUGGGGUCUGGACAGAGCGGGUCUUGGAUGAAAUGAAGGACAUGCUACUUCUUCUCACACCCCAGGGCCGGAUCGCCUAUGCCAACCCAUCGUGCAAGGAUAUCACGGGAUGUGUCGCAAAACAACUCGAGGGAAGUCUUCUGGCACAGUACAUCCAUGAAGACGACCAGCAAAUCCUCCAGAGAGACAUGGACGAUUCGGUUGCCGCGAAUCAAUCCUUCCGUACCCAUUUACGAUUCCAAAAGACCAACGGCACAUAUUGUCUUAUGGAGGCGUAUGGUCAUCCACAUAUUGCAAAGCAGGAGGAGCAUCAGGCAGGGAGAACCACAACCGCGAAUGGGCCCUGCACGGGCUUUUUCCUCGUAUGUCGGCCAUAUAUAAACAAGGUCUCCCAGCUCCUUGACUCUUUUUUGGAACACAAGAUUGAGAACGCACGCCUGAUGCAACAGAUUGCGAAAUUGAAGCAAGAAGAAGAUGAAGAGGCGACCGCGGCUCGGGGCCAACAAUUCACCCGUUCAGGCGAAAUGUCUAGUGAUCCUGAUACUACGGACACGGUGGGGCCAAAUUCGGAGGAAUCCGACACGAGCCAGUCGACGGGCUAUGGCCCAGGAUCCAAUACCCACGAAGUUUACUCACAUAUUGACGGCAUUGAGGUCAUGACCGGUCUUAACUUUGCAGAGGGCGAGAGAUCGCAAGGCCUCAGUACAGGUGUCAGCCGUGGCCGUCUUGUACACUGCGAUAUCGACAUCACCACAGCUGCAGACCAAGAGCGCAAUGCUCAGGAAGGUGACCGCCGUAAACGGCUCAAGGCCCAGCAUGUCUGCAGCGACUGCGGAACGGCAGACUCGCCGGAAUGGAGAAAAGGGCCUAACGGGCCUAAGACCUUAUGCAAUGCUUGUGGCUUGCGCUGGUCUAAGAAAGAGAAGAAGCGACAGGAGUCGGCCUAA